This is a messenger RNA of Physeter macrocephalus (sperm whale), 1579 nucleotides long. RefSeq names its product transmembrane protein 150A (gene TMEM150A). Lineage: Eukaryota; Metazoa; Chordata; Mammalia; Artiodactyla; Physeteridae. Gene Ontology annotation, cellular component: plasma membrane. The transcript has 8 exons. Bases 129 to 1046 code for a protein of 305 amino acids. Gene Ontology annotation, biological process: protein localization to plasma membrane. The record is from RefSeq and is a predicted model, not a curated record.
GGGGGAGGGGCUGCUCGGCCCUUUAAACCAUUCAGGGCAGCUCCGAGGGCCGCAGCCGGGGACGGCGCCACGCGGGGGCCGAGUAGACGCGGCGGCGGCGGGGCGCUCCGGGGAGGCCCGGGCAGCUGAUGGUUUUGGCGAAGUACCUUAAGGUAGCUGGGUCCACCCCCUCUUCCCCACCUACCUCUUGUCCUCCCCCCACACCACCACCACCCUGGCUCCCCUCCCUCAUGACCGCCUGGAUCCUCCUUCCUGUCAGCCUGUCAGCAUUCUCCAUCACUGGCCUAUGGACUGUGUAUGCCAUGGCCGUGAUGAACCACCACGUGUGCCCCGUGGAGAACUGGUCCUACAACGAAUCCUGCUCUCCUGACCCCACUGAGCAAGGGGGCCCCAAGACCUGCUGCACCCUGGACGAUGUCCCCCUCAUCAGCAAGUGCGGCACAUACCCCCCCGAGAGCUGCCUCUUCAGCCUCAUUGGCAACGUGGGUGCUUUCAUGGUGGCCCUGAUCUGCCUCCUGCGCUACGGGCAGCUCCUGGAGCAGAGCCGUCAUUCCUGGGUCAACACCACGACGCUCAUCACAGGCUGCACCAACGCUGCGGGCCUGGUGGUGGUGGGCAACUUCCAGGUGGAUCACGCUAAGUCUCUGCACUACGUCGGAACCGGCGUGGCCUUCACUGCCGGGCUGCUCUUUGUCUGCCUGCACUGUGCCCUCUCCUACCACGGGGCCACUGCCCCCCAGGACCUGGCUGUGGCCUACCUGCGGAUCGUGCUGGCAGCCAUCGCCUUUGUCUCUCUGAUCCUCAGCGGAGUCUUCUUCAUCCACGAGAGCUCUCAGCUGCAGCACGGGGCAGCCCUGUGCGAGUGGGUGUUUGUCAUCGACAUCCUCGUCUUCUACGGCACCUUCAGCUAUGAGUUCGGGGCAGUCUCCUCGGAGACGCUGGUGGCCGCACUGCAGCCUGCCCCCGGCCGGGCCUGCAAGUCGUCUGGGAGCAGCAGCACCUCCACACACCUCAACUGUGCCCCUGAGAGCGUCGCCAUGAUCUGAGGUCUGGGGAGGGUGGCCGGCCCGGCCUCCGCCAGCUCCCCACCCCGUAUCUCCUUUGCAUUUAUUUUGUACCAAAAAACGAUUUUGGGAAAGUAUUCUGUUGGGACAGAGGCUUCCUCGCUCCUGGAGGAGUGGCCAUCCCACACCCACCUGUGCCAUACAGGAGCGGGCCCUGGCAGCUGCCCAAGCUGCGCACAGCCUGCCCACCACACCGCAGUGUUAUUUUUAUGUUUUAAAGGUCACGUAUCCUCAUUCACCCAGCCAGCCCUUCAGGUGCCUUCUACUCCCCCAGUGCCACUGGGGUUUCCUGCUGCAGGAAUUGGGGGCUGGGAACAGCAAGAGGGACAGCAGUCUGGGGGCGGGGGUGAGCACUCCUUAGUCUGUGGGAAGGCCCACUUCUGGGCCCACUGAGCUGCACUGGGAUUCUUCACUCUGUCCCUUUCUUUGGGGCAAAUAACACAGCAGAACCACGUGGGUAUUUUAGUACUUUUUUAUACAUAUAUAUAUAUCUAUUAAAAGAAUCCUAAUUUGCA